AUGGCUGCCCGGAUCGGACUGCUAGGGAGAUCACUGCAGAGGCUUAACAGCUCCGCCAGACUUACCUCCAGAGCCCCGGCCUGUGCUGCCCUGCGAUGCCAGCACACUCAGACCAGCCACAAUGAGGAGAAUCUGCGACCAGAGACAUCCCAGACCAGGUCCUUAAUGGAUAUUGGCACCAGACGUGUCUUCACUGCUGAUCAUGACAUUUUCAGAGAGAGCGUUAGAAGAUUUUUCCAACAGGAGGUGGCGCCCUACCAUGCUGAGUGGGAGAAAGCUGGACAAGUGAGUCGGGAAUUGUGGGAGAAGGCUGGCCAGCAGGGUCUCCUUGGUGUUGCUAUUCCAGAAGAGCAUGGUGGUGUUGGUGGUGAUAUCCUGUCAUCUGCUGUUGUGUGGGAAGAACAGAUGUAUGUGAAUUGUACAGGACCUGGCUUCAGUCUCCACUCCGAUAUCGUCAUGCCGUAUAUCUCCCGGUAUGGCAGCAAGAGCCAGAUACAGAAAUAUAUUACACAGAUGGCGGCUGGUAAAUGUAUAGGUGCCAUUGCAAUGACAGAGCCAGGAGCAGGAAGUGAUCUGCAGGGUGUGCGGACUAAUGCUAAGAAAGAUGGAAGUGAUUGGAUUUUGAAAGGCAGCAAGGUUUUUAUCACAAAUGGAUGGAUGACCGAUGUAGUAAUUGUUGUUGCUAACACAAACCGUGAGGCUCGUACCCCUGCUCAUGGCAUCAGCCUCUUCCUUGUGGACGCUGGCACUAAAGGCUUUGAUAAAGGAAAGAAACUAGAAAAAAUUGGUUUGAAGGCACAGGACACAGCAGAAUUGCACUUUGACGAUGUCAGGCUUCCCGCUGAUGCCUUAUUGGGAGAAGAAAAUAAAGGUUUCUACUACUUAAUGGCAGAGCUUCCCCAGGAGCGGUUAUUGAUUGCAGAUAUGGCUAUUGCUAGCUGUGAGUUCAUGUUUGAGGAAACACGGAACUAUGUCAGGCAAAGGAAGGCAUUUGGAAAGACUGUGGCACACUUACAGACUGUGCAGCACAAGCUGGCGGAGAUGAAAACGCAGAUCUGUGUGGGUCGCACCUUCUUAGACAGCUGUCUCCAGCUUCAUACGGAAAAACGCCUGGACUCUGCCACUGCUUCCAUGGCAAAAUACUGGGCAUCUGACCUCCAAAACAGCAUAGCCAAUCAAGGUGUUCAGCUCCAUGGAGGCUGGGGCUACAUGUGGGAAUACCCCAUUGCAAAAGCCUAUGUGGAUUCUCGAGUACAGCCAAUCUACGGUGGCACCAAUGAGAUUAUGAAGGAACUUAUUGCAAGAGAUAUUGUAAAGGACAAAUGA
This is a messenger RNA of Staurois parvus, 1326 nucleotides long. NCBI's taxonomy places the organism in Eukaryota, Metazoa, Chordata, Amphibia, Anura, Ranidae. The record is from the annotation of a GenBank genome assembly.